AUUGAAUCGUGGUGAUUUCUGCUGGGUGGAGUUUUCUGUUUGCUGUAACGCUCCUACCUAACUGCCAGAAUGCCGGGGACACUGUGUGUGAUUGAUCCCUCAGAGCUUCUCAGGCCUGAAGCUCAUUUUGCUGCAAAGCCAGUAUCGAUGUUCCGAGACUACUCCAUAGAUCCAGAAGAUCCCAUAAAGGAACGUGUUCGACACACCUACACUCAAAUGCACACCAAUCAAACAGUUGACUUUGUCAAAGGUUGCCAUGAGCGGUGGCUGAAAUUCAGUCAUUUUCGCUCCACAAUAAUGGAUGCGCUAAUCAUGUUAAAUGAUUUGGUUGAUGAAAGUGAUCCUGAUGUAGACAUCCCAAAUAUACCUCAAUGGGCAGUGGUAGGAGAUACUUUUCCUGUGGGUUGUGCAUGGGGCAAUUCUAUUGUAUACAGAGACACAAGCUUCAUAGACAAUCCAGAUGGACACAAUACCAAAUACAAUACCAUGUUUGGCAUUUAUGAACCUCAUUGUGGUCUUGACAAUCUUAUGAUGUCAUGGGGUCAUGAUGAAUACUUGUACCAAGUGCUGAAGCACAAUAAAACCACAAUUCCAGAGGAAGGACUCAAUAUGAUUAGGUUUCAUUCUUUCUACCCCUGGCAUGCAGGGGGAGAUUAUAUGCAUCUCUGCAAUGAAAAAGAUAUGGAUACUUUGCAAUGGGUUUUGAAAUUCAACAAGUAUGAUUUAUACACAAAGAGUGAGGAAGUUCCAGACAUUGAGGCAUUGAAGCCAUACUACCAGUCCCUGAUAGACAAGUACAUUCCUGGUGUCCUCAGUUGGUAAAUAUUCCUUUCUUCUUUAGCCUUUGCCUUGUUGCCUUGGCUAACAUCCCUCCACAUUCAGGCUGAAUUCCCUAAAUCCCUUCAUUUUUUGGUCAAAUCCGUUUUGGCUCUGGGACAUCCUUUCUUUGUCUUUAUUUUUCAUCUGUCAACACCUCACAUACAACUUGUGGACACUUAGUCACAGUGAAGUGAGUAGUUUUAGGGUCCUUCCAAAAAACUUUUUGAUGCUAGAAGAAAAUUACUGAAAACUUAGAUUUGAUCAUGUGUUGAAACAUGAUUCAUGCUUCAAACUGCAAAACUUAUUACAAAUAAUAAUUUAACAACAUUCUAAUUCACGGCAGCGACUUAUAAAAUCUCAGUUUUUCACAAUAUUUUGUACAAAAUUCAAUAUUGGAAUAUUCAGUUUUAUAAAAUAUUUAAUUUUAACUUAAGUAGUGUAUAUUAAGUUUAUUUAUUAUGAAGAGUGUAGAUUUAUGAUAGAUUAAGUGUAAAUGUUUUAAGAAUAUAACAAUUAACAAUGUUAGUUGUUGAUGUACCUAAACCUGAAGUAUUGCAAUAGCAAUAAUUGCUAUGAAAGAUAACUAACUUAUGAUCAUGAAUACAACAGGAAUAAUAAGAAAAAUUAUUAAUCAAUAUCAAAAUCCAAAAGAAAGAAGAAAUUAUCUUUAUGUACUGUAGCUAAUAUCUGAACUAAAAUUCACAUUGUUUGGUGUCACCAUCAGCUCUAGUUAAUAUUUGAUUAUUAUUAAUUUUAUCAACAAAUUUCAUAGAUAUUAAAUUUUUUUCAAGCAGUACAUACAUGUGGAGUAAAAAACUUAAAAAAGUAAGUUAGUGUAGAAAAUGAAUAGAAAAACCCAAACUUGUACUGUAAUUUUAUAAAUUGAAAUGCCAUAUUGUGUGAUUUAUUAACUUUUCUUCCUUUCUUUUUUGCUUACUGUGCGAUUUUCCCUUUUAACUAUUUAUCAAAUUCCUUAUCCCAUUUUACACAAUUUCAUUCUAUUCUACAUGCAUGACAAUAUUCCUACAUGUUAUAACAUUUAUUUAAUAACAUGUAGAAAUGACCAUAUUCCUGCAGACCUCUCUUGUUAUUUCUAUUUAUGGAUAGUAAAACCUAAAAUUUAUAAUGAUAAAUAUAAAUAUUAAUUUACUUUUGAAUGUAUAUGUACCAUAUUAUUAUUGCUGUUUUCUUUUCGAAAGAUAUGUCAUAUUUAUUAAUGCAUGAGAAAAACUUUCCUCACUGAAAACUCAAAUACAUUUCUUUUUUAAUGGUUAGGAAAACAAAUCUCUGAACUCAGUAACAUGACUGGUAUGUUUGUUUCUUUAGGAAUAUAGGUAACAUGACAGAUUAUGGCUGAUUCAUGAUCUGAUGACAUAAUAGUUGAUGUGAUGUCCCUCUUCCUGCUCUUGUAUCUCAUGAACUUGAUGCCCAUGAAAAGUUGAUGUAUGAUUGCUGUGGAAUGCCUGUUGCUCUGAUUUUGUAUGCUAUUGCAACAGAAAGGUAGGUUGUCAUGAAAUUGUGUUUCAAUAUCCUGUUCCUCUCCCUCAUAAACAUCUAUAUUUUCAACUACAAUGUUUGCUAGAGAUAAAAUAUGAAUUAUGUUUAUUAUUUAUCAAGAUCUCUCAUAAAAGAAGUCAGAAGUUUCUAUCAAACUACCAUUUCAUAAAUUAAUUGAGCUAAUUAAGGAAGUAGGCUCAUGGCUUGCUCUUGGUCAGCGUUCUCGCUUUCCACUAUGCGGCUCUAGGUUCAAGCCCUGGCCAAGCCAAUGCUAUAGUGUGUGUUUUCCUUGCAAUGUCCCAGUAUAUGUUGCUGUGUGACAUUGAUAAAAUUCCC
Messenger RNA from Gryllus bimaculatus (two-spotted cricket), 2652 nucleotides. The record is from the annotation of a GenBank genome assembly. Lineage: Eukaryota; Metazoa; Arthropoda; Insecta; Orthoptera; Gryllidae.